Messenger RNA from Acanthopagrus latus (yellowfin seabream), 3993 nucleotides. RefSeq names its product tetraspanin 5a (gene tspan5a). Gene Ontology annotation, biological process: protein localization to plasma membrane; protein maturation; regulation of vascular endothelial growth factor signaling pathway. Gene Ontology annotation, cellular component: membrane. Lineage: Eukaryota; Metazoa; Chordata; Actinopteri; Spariformes; Sparidae. The record is from RefSeq and is a predicted model, not a curated record. Bases 330 to 1205 code for a protein of 291 amino acids. The transcript is spliced from 11 exons.
UAAGCCUUUCCCCAAGCCAAUCGCUGACAACCACCCGCAGCAACGGUCCCGCCCUUCUGUAGGCGCUAUUUUCCCGGCCGUCGGAGGAGAAUUCAUAUCUGCAGCUUUGCUCCGUUGACAUAUUUCCAGCCGCUGCGUGUGUGAAGGCGUCCCGAGCCGCUCACAGCAUGCUCCUCAUGUGGAUGUGAGGCGGCGGCGGGGAACAUUCGAGGCAGGAGGCGAAGUGAAAUGCAUCCCCGGAGCCGCUGAACCUGUUCCCUCCCGCACACAAAAGCCUGUGGAAGCAGGCCGUGUUUCUUCCUCUCCCAGCGCGCUGAUGAUGCUCAAACAUGUCGGGGAAUCAUUACAAAGGCCACGAAGUCAGCUGCUGCAUCAAAUACUUCAUUUUCGGAUUCAACAUCCUGUUCUGGCUGCUGGGCAUGGCCUUGGUUGGAAUUGGACUGUGGGCAUGGAGUGAGAAGGGGGUCCUGUCCAACAUCUCGUCCAUCACGGACCUGGGGGGACUGGACCCGGUCUGGCUAUUCAUGGUGGUCGGGGGGGUCAUGUUCAUUCUGGGCUUCGCGGGAUGCAUCGGAGCACUCCGGGAAAACACGUUUCUGCUCAAGUUUUUCUCUGUGUUUCUGGGAAUCAUCUUUUUCUUGGAGCUGACGACGGGAGUCCUGGCGUUUGUCUUUAAGGACUGGAUCAAAGACCAGCUCAACCUGUUCAUCAACAACAACAUCCGGGCGUAUCGAGACGACAUCGAUCUGCAGAACCUCAUAGAUUUCACGCAGGAAUACUGGGAGUGCUGCGGGGCGUUUGGAGCAGACGACUGGAACCUGAACAUCUAUUUUAACUGCACUGAUGGGAAUCCCAGCCGGGAAAAGUGCGGCGUUCCCUUCUCCUGCUGCACCAAGGACCCAGCGGAGGACGUAAUAAACACUCAGUGCGGCUACGACAUCCGAGCUAAACCGGACUCGGAGCAGAAGGACUACAUCAACGUGAAAGGCUGCGUGCCGCAGUUUGAGAAGUGGCUACAGGACAACCUGACCUUGGUGGCCGGGAUCUUUAUCGGAGUCGCACUACUGCAGAUUUUUGGGAUUUGUUUGGCCCAAAACUUAGUGAGUGACAUCGAAGCUGUGCAGGCGAGCUGGGUGCCCCCACCCCUCUCCAUGCGCCGACUCCCACCACACUCCAGCAAGAAAGCAUCGGCUUACUACUCAUGAGACACACACACAUGCAUCUGCUGUAUGUGUGUUUGUAGCCGUUUCUUUACCUAAGGCUGAGGCAGCACGUCAGCUCUAACAGUUCCAGGUCUUUGGAUGCGUCUUCCGCGAGGGGAGCGUUCAGAGGGCUUCGCCGAUCACCUGCACCGUUGUGUUCACUGAACCAGCACCUUUUAUUAAGGCACUAAUAUGUGAAAUGCUCUGUAUAUAACACUAUGUGUGACUACUGUAAAAAGAUCAUUGUGGAAGAGGAUGGUUAAAACAUGCACUACAUGCGGAUCGUCACAGUGCUCCAAGUUUUGAUAGCUACGUGUAGAAAGUAGGAGUUUUGAUACAUCUUUUUGAUAUUAGAUCAGUAUUUUUCACCGUGGACAUAACGCUCCAUCGCUACACCCGUCAUGUAGGACUGUGAAAUAGUCAUGUACAAGAAACUGAGGAUGUGCUUGUUUUAAAGUUCAGUGCUUGCUUUAUGUACCUUUUUCACUGCUGGUGGUAUGAUGUCACGAAGGUAACAAAGUUACAGAUGGUAGGAUACCUGCACCGCUUCAGAGCCAUUUUUUUUUCUCUCAAAAUAACACUUUUAAGGACGUCUGCGUGUUUACAGCAAAUUCCAGGACUUCUUCAGCUGCACAGAUCUCAUUUAAUCAGUAACGGGAAUUAUAUUUUGAGCUUUGAAUUAGAGGAACAGGUUUCAUUUUUGGGUGAACUGCUCCUUUAAAUAGAGUUCGUGCUGCAAAAGCAACGGAUUUUGGAACGGUCCCCCAGAUAGCAACUCACCCAGCAUUAAAGAGGGAAGUACUACACAUGACUUUAGCUAUCAUAAUGAGUUACUACUCAACAAAUGGACUCCUGGGAGGGAUCACAGCUAAUGCAGAUCUGGAGUACACUGACUCCCAUUACUGAUGCGGACUAAACAGGACUGGGGAGCUCCACUGUGUGCUACAGACCAUAGCUGGCUGUCACUGAAAAUUCAAAUGUGAACUACGGCUUCUUUUGGGAAAGGAUGGCUUCGCGUGUGUUCAAGUCUAUCUCGAUGCAUUACAAUGAUAAUACUAUUACGUCCAUAUGCCCAAUCAGUUUUGGGUCCUCUUAACACUAGCUUUGAAAUGAUUCCUGUGCCAUAAAAUCCUCAGUCCUUGUUCUGUAUAAAAAUACUUUUGGAGAUUAAGUUAAUGUGAGGCUUCAACAAUCUGAUCUUUCUGAGUUGGGGUUAGGGUUAGUGAUGUAUAUCAGUGAUAUUGGUGUCUGGACAGAGUCUGGAGUAGACUGAAAAACAGCCAACCCGGCCACAGUCUGUUCACCCUGCUGCCGUCUGACAACAGAUACAUGAAGUACGUGUAUGUGAAGUUUUGUUAAUAGAGUUCCGUUAUACAGUCUUGUGUUGUAAUUAUGACACGUUCCUUCCAGAGAUUCCAGUAUCUCUGCCCUGCAGUCAGGUGUAAGUUUACUGCUGGGGUUUUUGUCACAGCGACUAAAACAAUUCUUACUGCGGAAGAUAAACAUGUGACACGGAUUGCCAUAUUAGUUUAAGUCAUACCUUCACAUACAUUUUUUAUACAGAGCAAGGACUAGAUCUUGGGCUGGCAUUGUGUCUCCUCACAUGCUGUCAAAACAAAUGCACCUAGUUCCCAGAUCAAGGUCUUUAUGACAGCAGGAAGUGGCGCUCGUACCAUUUUAGUCCACAGGGGCCGCCAGAAUCAGCAAAAAUGAAAGUUCCAUGUAGCUGCUUUAAUGUACAUGCGGCAUGUGCGUAAUAGAUGGGCUUGAGAAAUCUCAGUUUACCCUUUAGUGAAAAACAAGCUCUUUUAAAAAAUAAACAUGCAUAUGUUUCAGCAUCAAAACUCAGAACCCAAGUAUCAAAUCAGCGCUAUCACAGGUAGGAUAGGUCUGACGUCCCGUCACGUAGUAUCCCACGUGAGGAGGUCAUCGUCAGUCCCGAGAAUGAUGAAAGCUCCCCCCAAUUCUGCAGAUCUUUAUGAACAAUUUGUUUUAGGGGGAGAAAGGACCUUCAGGUAGAGGAGGUUGCAUUUUACUCGCUGGGUUUUGCAAACAUGAGCCAACAAGCAAGUCAUUCGCCCUGUGAGAAGGGUAUUUUUGAACAUUUCUGCCCUUGAAUGAAAAUCUGGCACAUGUAAACCACGAUUGUCCCUUACACUACCUGUACUUGUGUAUGUAGAUCUGGUCAGUAUACACAAUGUCGAAUCAACAGAAUCUUUAAAAAAUUCUGCCCAGAGAUGAAAUCUGGAAUUCCAAAAUAGUGUUGAAGAUUUUUUUUUUUUAUCAGUAUUUCUUUUGAUGGUUCAAGGUGAUUAUCUGCUGAAAGCAUGCAUCACUUGUUUUGUUUGUAUUGACAGUAUUUUAUUGGUACAGUUUGGACAGACUGAUGCUGUGAGAUGCAUUCUCAAAAGUUCAAGGCUACUGAAAAAGGGAUCACUGUUUUUGAUACUAAAUAUUUAUUGUCCAUUUAAUUUGGUUUUCUGACUCUGCCCCGGCGUGUUGGACAGCAAACAUUCAGCACUGCUAAACCUGAUCGCUCUACAGACAGAGCCGAUGUGUCAGGUGUAGGAGGCUGUCAAACGCUCCAAUGAGCUGUUCUAUGGUCCUGCUGUAUAGACGUGUCACUCAUCACCACCUUUACCACUUCCAAGGAUUGUGUAGAUGGUCACAUUAUAUCCCACAAACAUUGUAAUGUAACUACCUCCUAAUUUCCUCAUUUCAUGUCCUGUUCAAAUUGGACUGAUUUUAAUAUUGAGUCAAAUUAAUUAAUAAAGGUUACAAAAAACAUGGA